This is a messenger RNA of Chilo suppressalis (striped riceborer), 1014 nucleotides long. Lineage: Eukaryota; Metazoa; Arthropoda; Insecta; Lepidoptera; Crambidae. The record is from the annotation of a GenBank genome assembly.
CGUUUUUACACCAAGUUUUCACAUUAAUUUCUAGAUUCUUAGAUUCUUACUUCUACCAAAGCAUUGAUUUUCUUAUGAUCUUAAAAUAAAGUAAUUAUUUAGUUAGUUUAAUAAAAUGGCUGUUGAAAAACGAAAUAUUGCAGCAAUACCAAAGAAGUCACGAUUGGAAAUGAACGUUCGUCAGCUGUUAAAUAAGUGUGAACUGAUUGCGAAGCAAGAGCCGAUCGAUUCAAAUUGGAGAUUGAAGAAAUAUGUAGAUUCGUUGGCUGAAAUGUUAACCGAAUUGAAAACAGGACCCGAUAAACCUGGGAAGGAUGUAUUGGCCGAAUAUUCUAAAAGAACUGCAUUUUUAAAAGGUCUGAUUCAAACAGCUACUUUGAAUAGUCCUAUUGAGAAAUUGGAGGCUGUGCAACUUUUAUCGCAUGGUGCAGCCACUAUGUGUGCAGAUGCUUCAGCUCAAGAAAUACAUCAGAAGACUGUUGCAAAAUAUGGAGAUGAAUUGAGAUCAGAACUCUUUGGACUAGAAGAUCCUGAUGACACACUUCGUAAAAGAAACAUUAUUAAAGCACCCAACUUCACAAGCAACAGCAGCAGUCAGGAAGAUAUUGACUCUCUGCUGAAGUAUCACCAAAACAUGCAGGAGAAAGUUGCAGAAAAUAUGGUGAUGCUCACUAGAAGCUUGAAGGAGCAGUCACAAAUUGCAAGUACUAUCAUCAAAGCAGAUACCGAGGCAUUGAAAAAAUCAUCAGAUCUAACAGACCGGAAUGUAAUGACUCUGAAAAAGGAAUCUGACAGACUUCAGGAACAUAGCAAGAGUGCAUGGAAAUGCUGGCUAUGGCUUAUGUUGGCAGUAGUAAUGGCUAUUUUUAUAAAUAUGGUGUUAUUCAUGAAGGUAAUGAAGAAGAGAAAAUUAGAUGUAUAAUUAAGGAGGUAUGUUUUUAUAGAUAAAUUAGUAUUGGAAGAAAAUAUUAAUUGUAAAUUCAAGUUGAAGAAUAAUUUAUUAAUAUUAUGUUG